AUGGCUCGGGGGCCAGGAAAGGCUCGCGACUUCGAUUUCUCGAAUGUGGGGACCACCGGCCGACGGACCGGUAUCACCCUCGCGGAGGGACGACGUGACGAGCAUGGAAUGGAAGAAGUGGAGGGCCUCUUCUCGUCCCCGGAAAAGUCGCCUACGAAGUUGAACGGGCUUGAAGAGGACGAAAGUGACGAUUCUGUUGGUUCAGAAAUGUCUAUGGAUGAGGGCAAUGCGCCUGGCCCUAUGGACUUUCUCAAAGCUUCAAAUCGUACGCGCGAGUCUCUUCUAGCCCCGCCCACUCGAUCACCUGCGAAGCGUUCUUCUCGAAAGUCUCCUGUGUUGCGAUCUUCUCCAGAACUGGAAAAUGAAUUCGUGUCUUCCAGUCCUUCCGAUGGCAAAGGCCUGACAGAAUCGCGUCAAGACCCUAGUCCUUUAUCUACUCGCUCUGUGAACGCAGGUGUGUCGAAUCCAAAGAAUAAUUUGCGACCAACAAAGGCGCAGCUAGCAGCAGAAUCGCUUGGUGUGCACGAUUUUUCGGACGGCGAGGGUGAUGAAAACGCAAAUUCAUUUAGUCAGCUCCAAGACGAUUUCGGCGAUAGCUUUGAUCUCGGCGACGAGACUAUUGUUCAUGAUGAUGAGGUGCCCGAGCAGGACCUGAGUACCGAGUCAUCGCCAGCGGCCCCAGCCGCUGCGCCCUCGCGCCAGACAGACAAGAUAACGUUGGCUUCAAAACCAGCGAGCAAAGGGUCUACAGCGAAGACUUCACAUCCAAGCAAUGACCCGCCAAAGCGACGGGGACGGCCUCCAAAAAGUCAGCGCCCUGCGUCUGAUGAAGGCACCGAUGCUAGGCCACCCAAGAAGCAGAAGACUUCGACUGGGGAGUUUCGAACCACGCGAGAACCGUUAGACCCGGAGCUUGACCGGGUGGUUGAGAACUAUGCCCAACGUUCAGGUCCAUUGAAAGGACGCAGCUUGUAUAUUCUUAAGCGUGAAGUUCCCUCUGAUACCAGCGCCACACACACUCGCUCGGGUCGAGUCUCUGUACGGCCUCUUGCUUACUGGCGAAACGAGCGGUGCGUGUUUGGUGAUGGAGAGGCUGUUGAGGGACAACGCUUCCCACUUUCCACAAUCAAAGAAGUCAUCCGCACCGAGGAUGCCGAACCGGAUCAGCAGAAGAAAGGCAAGCGUGCGGGUCAAAAGUCCAAAAAGAAGAAGCAGAGGGCAGAAUCUUCGGAUGAAGAGGAUGAAGAUGCCGAUAUUUGGGAAAAGGAAGGUGUUCUUCAUGGUUAUGUGCCCAAAUGGGACCCCAAGGCACAAGCGAGCACCUCGGAGGAAGAAGUCCUCGACAUUGCAUACGCCCCCUCCGGCAUUGAAACCAGAGAAGUCAAAGAUUCUACAUUCAGGUUUGCCAAGCUGCUCAGCUCUUCGUUCAUUGGAUCGGGUGUCGUUGAGCUUCCCCCCGAGGGUGUGAAGAAGCCCAAAAACUCGAAGAAGAUGCACAUGGUCUUCUAUGUUUGCCAUGGCCGUGUUCAAGUCGACAUUUCAGGUGUGCAAUUUAGCGCUGGCAAAGGAUGCGUUUUCCAGGUUCCUCGAGGCAACUAUUAUAGUUUCAUGAACCAGCACAGCAAAGAAACUCGUCUCUUCUUCACACAAGGCUGUGUACCAGGCGAGGAUGAGACUUCUGCUUCGAGGAAUGAUGUGCAGGAAAGCGAAUUUGAACCUGAAAGCACCACUCCUGCUCCCCCGGCGAAGACUCGAGGUCGGCCUAAAGGCAAGCAAAAGGCUAAAUGA
This is a messenger RNA of Penicillium atrosanguineum, 1788 nucleotides long. RefSeq names its product Cupin domain protein. The record is from RefSeq and is a predicted model, not a curated record. The coding region runs from base 1 to 1788 and encodes 595 amino acids. NCBI's taxonomy places the organism in Eukaryota, Fungi, Ascomycota, Eurotiomycetes, Eurotiales, Aspergillaceae. The transcript has 5 exons. Gene Ontology annotation, cellular component: kinetochore. Gene Ontology annotation, biological process: kinetochore assembly; attachment of mitotic spindle microtubules to kinetochore; spindle attachment to meiosis I kinetochore. Gene Ontology annotation, molecular function: centromeric DNA binding.